AUGUCGACAAACUCUUCGGUGACCGUGUCACCGCUCGCCUACAAGAAGCUCAUCCUGCACGCCGCAAAGUAUCCCACAGCCCGCGUCCUCGGCUUCCUCCUCGCCGACACAACGUCCGCACAAACCAUCAACAUCGUCGACUCGAUCCCCCUCUCACAUCAUUGGACAGCUCUCGCACCCAUGGCCGAAGUAGCGCUAUCCCUUGCCACAUCAUACGCUUCGUCGAAGAAGCUCUCCGUCGUCGGGCUGUACGAAGCACCCGAACUGACCUCGGAGCGCAACCCAUCACCACAAGCAAACAAGCUCACGGAGAAGAUCGCCAGCCUCACCAACGCCGAAGCGCUGCUUCUGCUCGUAAACAACGCGACCUUACUCAAAGCUGGCGAGCACUCGUUGAGCGGGUUUAUAGUGUCAUCGCCGACGAACGGGAAGGGAGACGCGAAACCGAAAGCGCUAGCGGCGUCGGCGGUAGCGUUGCAAGACCAGAGCAGAGCGGCCGAGCUGGAGAGCGCAGUGAGGAAGGACAGCACGUGGGACAAGAUCAUUGACUUUGACGGUAAGUAUCACCUUUACACGAAAAGCGUUGCUUGUGCGACACGCCGACUCAUUCUGAAUUCUACUUUUCUUGAUGCCUUCGGUAUACAGACCACCUCGAGGAUCCUUCGCUUGACUGGCUGCAGAAUCCGGCCAUCACGGCAUGAUGACUCCUUCCUGAAUGAAUGUCAUCCUGUCUCUGUACUGUCAAUUGCAUCCUUUGCACAAUAUCGCUGCGUUCAAACGGGGAUGUCGACCAGAACGUUCCACGACUGA
Pseudozyma hubeiensis SY62 is the source of this 810-nucleotide messenger RNA. RefSeq lists its product as hypothetical. Gene Ontology annotation, cellular component: EMC complex. The record is from RefSeq and is a predicted model, not a curated record. NCBI's taxonomy places the organism in Eukaryota, Fungi, Basidiomycota, Ustilaginomycetes, Ustilaginales, Ustilaginaceae. The transcript has a single exon. Bases 1 to 810 code for a protein of 269 amino acids.